Molecule: messenger RNA, 4473 nt
Organism: Chara braunii
Lineage: Eukaryota; Viridiplantae; Streptophyta; Charophyceae; Charales; Characeae
Source: the annotation of a GenBank genome assembly
AGGUGAAAAAGAACAUCCUUAAGGCCCAGCAUCAGAUGGUGGAACAGGCCAACAAGCACCAACGACCUUCACAGUUCGCUGUGGGUGACUUGGUCUCGGUGAAAUCCAAGGAGUUCAUUCCAGAAGAAGGAAUCUCGCAGAAACUGCUACCUGCGUAUAGGGGACCAUGGCAAGUACUAGAUGUCAAGGGAGAGGCUGAUGGUCCGUCCUACACUAGUCUGGCUGGGAGUCCUCAAGCGCUUGUCCCUUUCGUUCUCGCUGAUGUCCUUCGCUGUCGCUUGGGUUCUUGUCCCUCCACUGUCGCUCGCGCCAGGAUGUGUGACGACUACAGAGGGCUCAACAAGAUCAUGAGGAAGUCUACAAAGCCUCUUCCUCGGAUCGAUGAUCUGGUGGAUAUGGUACAAGGUUGUACAUUGUUCAGUAAGAUCGACCUCAAAUCUGGUUAUCACCAGAUUGAGAUGGCAGAAGGCGAUGUUCAUAAGACAACCUUCAGGACUAGGUAUGGUACAUACGAGUAUCUGGUCAUGCCAUUCGGUCUCUGCAAUGCGCGUGGUACAUUCCAAACAGAGAUGCAUCACAUACUGAGGUCUUACCUGGCCAAGUUCGUAGUUGUAUACCUGGAUGAUAUUCUGGUAUUCAGUUGGACUGCCCAGGAGCAUGCGAAGCAUUUGGCUCUUGUCCUCCAAGCUCUACAUGACAACAAGUAUAAGAUCAACAGAGAAAAGUCCUCCUUUGGAGUGACUUUUGUGACUUACUUGGGUCAUGUUAUCUUUGGAGAGAGGUUGGCUCCUGAGGUAACGAAAGUUGCAGCAGUUCAGGAUUGGACGCAACCAGUGAACGUUCGUGAUAUGACAGAGGGCCAUCAGUGGCUACUCGACAACCUUCACGUCGUGCCAAAAGAGAACUGGGGGACAGAUCCUUUUGGUGUCUCGUCUACGAUGGCCUAUUUGCUUGAGCAGAUGGGGUUUGAGCAUAUGGUUGUUCAGAGGGUGCAUUACGAAGUGAAGAAGGCGCUGGCGCAGAGGCGGAGCCUGGAGUUCCUCUGGCAACAGCAUUGGGCUGAAGUCACCCGGCAGCCGAUCUCGAUGAUACUCUGCCAUGUCAUGCCCUUCUACUCUUACGAUGUCCCGCACACCUGCGGCCCGGAUCCGUCCGUAUGCUGCCAGUUUGAUUUCUGGCAUCUGCCGGAGUUCUCUGAUGGAGCCCCGUGUCCUUGGUCGCCGCAGCCUGAACUCAUCGAGGAUGCAAACGUCGAGGAGAGGGCUUUCACUCUUCUUGACCAGUACCGCAAGAAAUCCUUACUCUAUAGAACGAACACAUUGCUCGUUAUGCUGGGAGAUGAUUUCCGGUAUUUGGAUAAAGAGGAGACCGAUCUGCAGUUCAUGAACUACGAAGCUCUGUUCAAGUACAUGAACAAUCGCAGUGCUUGGAACGUUCACGCAUCUUGGGGUACGAUCGGGGAGUAUUUCAGAGCAUUGGAAGCCGAGGCAGGGAGAUCAUUGCACAGGAAGUCGGGAGAUCGGGGAGGAAGACCACCUGCAUUGCCCUCGGAACUGGGCUCCAGGAGAAAAAGGUUGCGGGAGCUGUUUCCCACAAUCGAAGGAGAUUUCUUCACGUACGCUGACAAAGACAACGAGUACUGGAGCGGGUAUUACACCUCUAGACCAUUUUACAAGGCAUUGGUUCGGGUGAUGGAAGAGACGGUCCGUGCUGCGGAGAUCUUGUUCACUUUUGUCAGAGGAGGUGGUCCAACUGCGGCGACUCCUGGUGACAGUAGCGGGCAGUAUGGGGAUUUCCUGUAUGGUUUCUACAGUGCGCUCGUCAGUGCGCGGCGUGCUGUUGCCUUGUUUCAGCAUCAUGAUGCAAUCACAGGAACGUCGAGAGUGAUGGUGGUUUCAGACUAUGGAAAAAGGCUCCACGCCACGUCGAGCAAACUCAAACAGUCAAUGGCAAGAGCUGUGGAGUUGUUGCUUGUCCGUGUCCGAUCGCGAGGAUCGUCACUAGGAGUGUCAGACAGAGCUAAUGGGCAUGAAGGAAGACCGAUGCAAUCGAAUGCAUACGCAACCCAUCGUAAUUCUGACCGGGUUUCACAUACGCUUAGAGCGGAGUUGACCCAGAAAGAGUCGACGAGCCUGCUCAGCAAGGAGCUCAUUGACGUGCAGAAGGACGCUAUGUAUCGAGUUGCGAUCUUCAAUCCGUUAGAAGGGAGCGUUAGCAGAGUCGUGACAUUGAUUGUGUCUACUGCAGGGGCAUGUAUAUUAGAUAAGGAUGGCAAACCGAUGAGAACGCAAGCGAUGCCUGAGUGGGUGCUUGGAGGGUCAAGAGGAGAGACAUCUGGACAUCAACGGAUUAGCUGGCUUGCGGAUGUGCCGGCGAUGGGAAUCGCAACGUACUACGUGAUGGCGUGGAGCUAUGGGGUGUGCUCCCCACCGCAGCGCGCGAGAAUCGAGGUGGUCCAUCCACCAGCUGGUUUCUCAUGCCCUAUCGGUUACCGUUGUGAGACGUUGACGCCUCGGGCCGGCGAUCGGGACGAGGAUGUGGUAAUUUCCAACGCAGACAUGAGGGUCAAAUUCGCGCCUAAAACUGGAAUGAUAAGGUCGAUGCAGUCAGUGGGAGAUGACCGUGAGGCGCAGGUUUCCGAGGCUCUUCUUGUAAUGAAGUCUUCAGGAGGAGCGUAUUUGAUACGGCCUGUAGGUCACGCUCAGCGAAUUUUGCGUGAGGGGGGGGCUAUGUUUGUCCUGAGAGGGUCACUCUCGGAGGAGGUUUACACACAACCGUCAACGAGCCUUCGCCAUGACAACGUUUUGUCGCGCUCUGCGCGACUGUACAAGUCAGGAAGUGCAGCAGUUCAGGCUGCAGUGGUCGAAGUUGAGUACUACUUGAACAUGAAGCCUUGGUCCGGAUUCCUUCGGGAGAACAAAACGAAUUCGACAUCGUCUUACGACGGGGGUGAAGAUGACUAUGAAUCGGAGCGCUCCCGCACCGGCACGGAAGGCCUCCGAAAUGCAGAGUUUCUUUUGCGCUACCAGACCAACCUUAGGAGCGGGAGGAAGUUCUACACUGAUGCCAAUGGAUUUCAAGCAGUGGAAAGGAGGUACAUGACCAAAAUCGCCUUGCAGGGAAACUAUUACCCCAUGACAGCAUACAUGUUUUUGGAAGGCGAUGACGGCACACGUUUCACUGUUCACAGCCGGCAUGCUGUGGCGGCCAGCAGCCCGGUCCGCGGGAGUCUGGAGAUGGUAGUGGACCGUCGAAUGGAGAACGAUGAUGAGAAAGGUUUGCGUCAGGGCCUCAACGACAACCUGCCUCUACUGCUGACUUUCCACUUGCUUGUUGAGAAAAGCGCUGUAGAAAAGAACGGAACGUCUCUGGGAAACCGGACAUCCACUUUGUGGGGACAGCCUUCGUUUCUCUCACACCAAGUGUCCAAGCAUCUGAACCACCCUUUCCAUGUUUUCAUCGGCGAGGAGGAUGUGGACAUGUUUUCGCGGCACGGCAUGUCCAAGACGGGGCUCCGUGGGGACCAGAUCUCUCCGGGGGUGUUCUCGCCACUAAUCCAUGAUUUCCCUCCAGGCAUCCAUGUUGUUUCUCUUAGGGCAAUGGGCAUCAAGGGCUUCGAGCCAAGUACGAGCGAAUCAACGGUUGGAGGCCCAUCCGCCGUAGUAAGAAGUCAAUCGGCAACGGUAAGAGGUCAAUCAGCCGUAAAAAGUCAAUCGACGGUACCGUCAGGUCGAUCGGAGGUAUUGCCUCGAUCGAUGGAACAAGUUCGAUCCAUGCCACAAGGUCUGCAAACGAACCGAUCGACGGAACAAGUUCGAUCCACGCCACAAGGAGGUCUUGAAACAAACCGAUCAACGGAGCGAGUUCGAUCCAUGCCACAAGGUCUUCAAACGAACCGAUCGACGGAACAAGUUCGAUUCAUGUCACAAGUUCUUCAGACGAACCACCAGAUGGCGAUUAUUUUGCAAAGAUAUGGUUGCGAUUGUCGGUACCUUUGGUCGUCAACCGUGAAGGAAACUCCAGCAGAUGAGGUAAAUAGGAUCCCUAACCCUCAUGACAGGAGUGUUCCCGGGUCUUAUGCUAGAGGACCAAUAACUUUGGAACAAAUGUUUGACGGGUUCGAACUCGUCGGACUACAAGAAACAUCGUUGACUCUAUCUGACAGGAAUGCACCAACCGAACAAAAGAAUUCCAGUAGCGUUCCUGGACAUAGUGUUCGUCCAGGUUCGUCACGUGUGGCAGACCAUGGAGGCUACAAUUCCCAAGGGGGGACACAGCAUGCCUCAAGAUUAGAAGAGCAAGAGGAUCGCUCUCGUUCUCACGAGGGUUCUGUAGUGAAGUUGGAACCCAUGCAGCUUAGAGCAUACACCUUUGAGCUAAAGAGGAGGCUCUCCCUGUGAUGUUUCAAAAUGUCAAUUGUUUUCCCGAUCCACCAAUUAAAAAUUCAUCAUAAUACUAGCAAAUGAUUUGACG